GCAGAACAAGAGGAGAGGGACGACAGUCAUCCUCUCCCUCCACCACCCCUCCACCACGUCCCCCACUAAGGCUUUCCGCCUUUCUUUCUCUUCUUUGAUACCCAUUUUUCAGCGACCAGCAGCAAGCACUGCUCUCGAAUGCUCUCCCACCUUCCACUCCACUUUUUCACCUAAGUUUUCCAUCUCAAUCACAGCCGUUCGCACCUACGCGAAACACAGCAGGAUGCCUCCCAAAAAAGCUGUGAAGGAGGAGAAGAUUCUCCUCGGCAGGCCGGGCAACAACUUGAAGAGCGGCAUCGUCGGGCUUGCGAACGUCGGAAAGUCAACCUUGUUCCAAGCAAUCACUAAAUGCCAUCUCGGUAAUCCCGCCAACUUUCCAUAUGCUACCAUCGACCCUGAAGAAGCCCGCGUCAUUGUGCCUGACGAGCGAUUCGACUGGUUGGUGCAGCAAUACAAGCCGAAAUCCGUCGUGCCUGCCAACCUGACUGUCUACGAUAUCGCCGGCCUUACACGAGGCGCGUCGACUGGUGCCGGUCUUGGAAACGCUUUCUUGUCACAUAUCCGAGCUGUCGAUGCUAUCUUCCAGGUCGUCCGAUGCUUCGAUGACGCCGAGAUUAUUCACGUUGAGGGCGACGUCGACCCUAUUCGUGAUUUGGACAUCAUUAGCGAAGAAUUGCGAAUCAAGGACAUUGAAUUCGUCGAAAAGUCGCACGAGAAGCUCGUCAAAGACACGAGGAGAGGCGGCCAGAGCUUGGAAAUGAAGAAAAUGAAGGAGGAAUUGGCCACAGUGGAGAAAAUCAUCGAGAUGCUCAAGGCUGGCAAAGACGUCCGGAAAGGUAAUUGGUCUCCAAAAGAGGUCGAAGUCAUCAACCCACUCUUCCUCCUUACCGCCAAACCCGUCGUCUACCUCGUCAACCUCAGCGAAAAGGACUACAUUCGCCAGAAGAACAAGCAUCUCCCUAAGAUUGCAAAUUGGAUAAAGGAAAACGCUACAGGUGACCCGAUCAUCCCCGUCUCCGUUUCCUUCGAAGAGCGCCUUGCGGCUAUGACGGAAGAGGAAGCCGCAGAGGAAUGCAAGAAGCUCGAAACCAAGUCCGCCCUACCUAAGAUCAUCGUCACUAUGCGCAAAGCUCUGAACCUUGGAAGCUUCUUUACAACUGGUACCGACGAGGUCAGGCAGUGGACGAUACGGAAUGGCACCAAGGCUCCUCAGGCUGCGGGUGUCAUUCACGGUGAUUUUGAGAAGACCUUCAUUCAGGCUGUCGUUUACAAUUACAACGUUUUAAAAGAGGAAGGUGAUGAAGCGACGUGCAAGGCCAAGGGUAAGAUCAUGACGAAAGGCAAAGACUAUGUGGUCGAGGACGGCGAUAUCCUACUCAUCAAAGCGGGUGCGGCGAAAUCAUAGUGCAUUUAUAGGAUCUAUUAGGGAAUUUCCCAGCCCGGGGGUAAAUUAGGGCCAGGUGAUUUGGCUGGCGGACCUGGCAAUAACAUCCACAUGAAAAGCAGGCAGUCUGCAACCCGAAUGAAUGAUAGUCCAUCCUCAACUUUCGGGUCAGGAUGAAAUGCCAUUACUUGAUAUUGCUCAAAGUCUCUCAGAAUCCCAUAUCAAU
Molecule: messenger RNA, 1610 nt
Organism: Lindgomyces ingoldianus
Lineage: Eukaryota; Fungi; Ascomycota; Dothideomycetes; Pleosporales; Lindgomycetaceae
Product: GTP-binding protein-like protein YchF
Exons: 4
Coding region: 224-1405 (393 amino acids)
Cellular component (GO): cytoplasm
Molecular function (GO): ATP hydrolysis activity; GTP binding; ATP binding
Source: RefSeq, a predicted model, not a curated record